Messenger RNA from Racocetra persica, 742 nucleotides. The record is from the annotation of a GenBank genome assembly. Lineage: Eukaryota; Fungi; Glomeromycota; Glomeromycetes; Diversisporales; Gigasporaceae.
AAACUUUAGUAACCCCAGAAACUACAAAAAAAGAGGGAAAAGUCGUCGAAAAUGUAGUAGAAGACACAAUUAUUGAGGCGGAGGAACCGAAUUUUACUUUAGCAAUCAAUUUUCCACAUUUUCCUGGCAAGACUUAUGUCAUGGCAAAUGCUAGUGAGCUUGUCCAGGAGGUUAAACAAUGGCUAAUUGAUUCACCAGAAACAUGCAUCUAUACUUGUUUUUCUCUCUCUUUAAAUGGUAGACGGCUCGAUGACUAUAAGGAACUUCAGGAGGAAGGCAUCACACAAGAUUGUGACUUGGAUCUCGUCGAAGAUCCCUAUACUGAACGUGAAGCUCGUAUUCAUGUUAUCCAUGUGCGUGAAUUGCUUGCUGGACCGUUCAAACAAUCUACAUCUUCCGUUGGAAUAGAUCCAGGAUUAUCAUUUUUUACAGCAGUCACUGGCAUAAAUGUCAAAACAAAUAAUGAACAAGCUGAAGAAAAUAGGAAAUCUAAAGAAGAUAGUGAAGUUCCAAAAACACCUUUUACUGAUUAUGACUUUACGGCUCCAUCUCUAUCAAAAUUUAUCCCAGAUAAUUUUGGUCGACACAAAAUUAAGUGUGUCGAGUCAUUAUACCUUUCUGGGUGGAAUCCUGUACCAUUUGAGCGUCGACGACGAGGUGAUCUACUUUACUUAAUUGUAACAACCAUCGAGGGUGAAACUUUGCAUAUCACAGCAGGAAUAGACGGAUUUUUUGUGAAUAG